AUGGCGAUUCAGAAAAAGCACGGUAAAGGUCGUUUGGAUAAGUGGUAUCGCCUGGCGAAGGAAAAGGGAUACAGAGCAAGAGCGGCGUUCAAAUUGGUUCAGCUGAACAAGAAAUAUGGCUUUUUGGAGAAAAGCAAGGUUUUACUGGAUCUUUGCGCUGCGCCAGGAUCAUGGUGUCAAGUUGCCGCAGAAUGCAUGCCUGCUCAGAGUUUGAUCGUCGGUGUCGAUUUGGCCCCGAUCAAACCUAUACCCCGAGUCAUUACCUUUCAGCAAGAUAUCACGACCGAGAAAUGUCGCGCCACGAUUCGAUCGCAUCUUAAGCACUGGAAAGCGGAUACUGUUUUGCACGAUGGCGCUCCGAACGUCGGUACUGCGUGGGUUCAGGAUGCUUUCUCCCAAGCGGAGCUGGUACUCGAAUCUCUGAAGCUCGCUACGGAGUUCUUGGUUGAGGGUGGUACGUUUGUCACAAAGGUCUUCCGAUCCAAAGAUUACAACCCUCUGCUGUGGGUUUUCAAGCAGCUGUUCUCGUCUGUCGAGGCGACCAAGCCUCCGUCCUCCCGAAAUGUAUCCGCAGAAAUCUUCGUUGUCUGCCGCGGCUUCAAGGCACCCAAGCGCAUGGAUCCUAAGUUCCUUGACCCGAAGCACGUCUUUGCGGAACUUGCAGAUCCUACCCCCAACAACGAAGCUAAAGUCUUCAACCCCGAGAAGAAGAAGCGUAAGAGAGAGGGUUACGAGGAGGGCGAUUGGACACAGUUCAAGGAGGUCCCGGUCACAGAGUUUAUCAACACCACAGAUCCGAUUGCGAUUCUCGGCUCGUGCAAUAAACUCAGUUUUACGCAACAACCAGGAGGAGACCUUGCCUUGGCCACUCUGGAUCGACUACCAGAGACCACGGAUGAGAUCCGGAACUGCUGCGAGGACCUGAAAGUUCUGGGUAAGAAGGAAUUCAGGAACCUGCUUAGGUGGCGUCUCAAGGUUCGGGAGAAGUUCGGACUGGUAGUGAAGAAAGGACAGGCGAAGAGCGAUGAAGCCGAAGAGGUGGCCGAGAUUGCUCCCAUGGACGAUGAGCUCGCGAUUCAAGAACAACUUCUUCGCCUCAAAGAAAAGGAGAGUGCCAGGAGCAAGAAGGAAAGGCGCAAGGAUAACGAGAAGAAACGCAAAGAGAUUGUUCGAAUGCAGAUGCACAUGACCACUCCCAUGGAUAUCGGAAUGGAGCAACUAGGCCCUAGUGGAGACGAUGCCACUUUCUCUCUGAAGCGCGCUGAGAAGGCCGGUGCGGCGGCUGCUAUGGCGUCAGGAAAAGAGCUGGCAGUCAUUGAGAGCGGAAGCGAAGAGUCCGAGUCCGAAUCCGAAAACGACGACAGCGAUGAUGAAGAGGAUCGGUUGGAAAGGGAACUUGACUCGCUAUACGAGCAGUAUCAAGACCGCAAAGAAGACAAAGAUUCGAAAUUGCGAGCAAAGAAGGCGCGCAAGGACUACGAAGCUGAAGAGUGGGAAGGGUUUUCCGGAUCAGACAAAGAAGAAAGCGAUGACGAGGAGAAUGAGGCAGAGUCCAAAGCCCCUGCUGUUCCUACCAACGGGGCGCUCUCCAACAACGCUGCCUUGUUUUUUGACCAAGACAUCUUCCAAGGUCUCGACGAUGUUGACGACGACGAGGAAGAAGAUGAAGAGGAAGAGGAAGAAGGUGAAGAAGAAGAAGAAGAAGAAGCGGAAGAUACAGGCAGCGAGACUGCCGAGGACGAGGAGGACGAACGGCCCCAAACCAAGGCGGUCGCUGAGAAGAAGAAGAAGGUCAAAGAGACACAAAAUACCAAGCCAUCUGAAGAUUCUUCAGAUGAUGAGUACGAGGAAACGGAUGAACCGCGCAAAAAGAAUGGUCAAGUUGACAUUGAUAUCAUUACGGCAGAGGCCAUGGCACUGGCUCAACAAAUGGCCACUGGCGAAAAGAAGUCGCAAGAUGUGUUCGAUGACGGAUUCAACCGAUAUGCGUUCCGCGACGUCGAUGGUCUUCCGGAGUGGUUCCUCGAUGACGAGGGCAAGCACAGUAAACCGAAUAGGCCCAUCACCAAGGCAGCCGCAGUCGCAAUCCAGGAGAAGUGGCGGGCCAUCAACGCACGACCUAUCAAGAAGGUCAUGGAGGCCAAGGGCCGCAAGAAGUUCAAGGCAGCACAGCGGAUUGAGAAACUGCGCAAGAAGUCUGCGUUGCUGGCAGACGAUGAAACAAUGAGCGAGAGAGACAAGGCGCAGGCGAUUGCCAGAAUGAUGAGCAGAGCGACCAAGAAGAAGCCCAAGCAGAACGUGAAGCUGGUCGUUGCCAAGGGAGGUAACCGGGGUAUCUCCGGCCGACCCAAGGGCGUCAAGGGCAAGUACAAAAUUGUGGACGCGAGAAUGAAGAAGGACGUACGGGCUCAGAAGCGACUGGCGAAGAAGAAGCAGAAAUAA
Aspergillus mulundensis is the source of this 2442-nucleotide messenger RNA. RefSeq names its product rRNA methyltransferase spb1 (gene spb1). Gene Ontology annotation, biological process: rRNA methylation; maturation of LSU-rRNA from tricistronic rRNA transcript (SSU-rRNA, 5.8S rRNA, LSU-rRNA); maturation of 5.8S rRNA from tricistronic rRNA transcript (SSU-rRNA, 5.8S rRNA, LSU-rRNA). The record is from RefSeq and is a predicted model, not a curated record. Gene Ontology annotation, cellular component: preribosome, large subunit precursor; nucleus; nucleolus. The transcript has 4 exons. Gene Ontology annotation, molecular function: rRNA (guanine) methyltransferase activity; rRNA (uridine-2'-O-ribose)-methyltransferase activity. Lineage: Eukaryota; Fungi; Ascomycota; Eurotiomycetes; Eurotiales; Aspergillaceae. The coding region runs from base 1 to 2442 and encodes 813 amino acids.